This is a messenger RNA of Eucalyptus grandis, 2154 nucleotides long. Its product is annotated as senescence-induced receptor-like serine/threonine-protein kinase. Gene Ontology annotation, molecular function: ATP binding; protein kinase activity; protein binding. Bases 1 to 2154 code for a protein of 717 amino acids. The record is from RefSeq and is a predicted model, not a curated record. Gene Ontology annotation, biological process: protein phosphorylation. The transcript has 11 exons. Lineage: Eukaryota; Viridiplantae; Streptophyta; Magnoliopsida; Myrtales; Myrtaceae.
AUGCAGGUAUCCACGAAGAGAAUAUAUGACUAUAAGUUCCAGUAUGCGAGGAAUUUAAGGAGUUUUCCGGACGGAAAGAGGAACUGUUACACUUUGAGACCAGACCGAGGCAAGAACAUCACCUAUCUGAUUAGAGCAACUUUUUGGUAUGGGAACUAUGAUAGGGAGAAUCAAAUGCCUUCAUUCGACCUAUACAUCGACGUUAAUUAUUGGGCCACGGUGAGCUCUUCGGAUUAUUUUCAUGAAGAAAUCUUGUACUUGUCCAAGGCAGAUUAUAUACAAGUGUGCCUCGUGAAUACCGGCAAUGGAGUGCCCUUCAUUUCGGCAUUGGAACUAAGAACUUUGGACGAUGACUUCUAUGGAGUGGGAUCUGGAUUAUUGCGACUCCUACGGCGGCAAGACAUCGGACGAAGCUCGAACUCUUCCAUCAGGCACCCUGAUGAUGUUUACGAUCGGAUCUGGGAACCUCUAAACGAUGAUGCCUUUCUCACACUAAACACCACAUCUGCCAUUGAUUUAUUCGACAACAACGAUGCCUCCGCAACGAAAUGGGUCGUGUACUUUCAUUUUGUGGAGAUCGAGAGAUUGACUAAUGGCUUGCAGAGGGAGUUGAGGAUUUCCAUGAAUGAUAGUCAAUUCGUGAAGACGGUGACCCUCGAGUACUUAAAGCCAGUGGUUGUAGUUUCCACUCCAAUGAAUGGGUCGCUCCUCACCAUCUCAAUUGAAUCGACGGAUAAGUCUAGAUAUCCACCAUUUCUCAAUGCUGUGGAGAUCUAUGCCGUCAGUGAUCUUCCAAAUGUACCCACAGCACAAGAUGAUGGUGUUCUAAACAUGGUCUUUUCCAGAGAUUUGUCCAACAAUCAGCUUACAGGAGCAAUACCAGAAACUCUGGCCGAAUUACAAGAUCUUAGAUAUCUAAAUCUAAGUGGAAACAACCUGAGUGGGUCGGUUCCUGAAGCUCUCAAGAAAAAGGUUAUGGACAAUACUUUAAACAUGAGUUUGAUAGGAAACGUGAAUCUUUGCCAAGCUGAUCAUUGCCCCCGGAAGAAGAAACAAAAAAACAUCCUUGUUCCAGUUGUUACAUCAGUUUCAAGCUUCUUUGUAGUUCUCUUUGGUGCUUUGGCUAUCGUUUGGUUAAUUAAACGAAAAAGAAUACCUGAAUCUAGUGAAAGGACACUGAGAUUGAAGAAUAGACCUUUCAAGUAUGGAGAGCUUUCAAGAAUCACUAGGAACUUUGGACGAGUGAUUGGUGAAGGUGGAUUUGGAAAGGUUUAUCUAGGUACACUAGAUAACGGCACCGAGGUUGCUGUCAAGAUUCUCUCUAAAUCAUCAAAGCAAGGGUACAAGGAAUUUCAAGCUGAGGCGCAACUCUUAAUGAUUGUUCACCACGGAAACUUGGUUUCUCUAUUUGGAUAUUGCGAUGAUUUUAAGCAUAUAGCAUUAAUAUACGAAUACAUGGCUAAUGGAAAUUUGAGGCAACAUUUAUCAGGUAAAGUUAAGAUGAAUCCAACAGAGGACCAUCUGAAGGUCUUGACAUGGAGUAAGAGAUUACAAAUAGCUGUGGAUGUAGCACAAGGUUUGGAUUAUUUGCAUAAUGGUUGCAAGCCUCCCAUCAUCCACAGAGACUUGAAGACUGCGAACAUCUUGUUGAACGAAAACUUCCGAGCAAAGAUAGCUGAUUUUGGCUUGUCAAGAGCUUUUGCAACUGAAAACGACUCUUAUGUGUCAACUUGUCCUGCGGGCACUUUUGGCUAUCUCGCCCCUGAGUUUCAAUCUCAUGGAAAUUUAAACAAGAAGAGUGAUGUUUAUAGUUUUGGAAUCAUACUCUUUGAGUUGAUCACGGGCCAACCAGCAAUAAUGACAAGCCAGGAUGGCAACGCCAAUAUGCACAUACUUCAAUGGUUGAUUCCUAUUGUUGAAAGUGGAGAUAUACAAAGGAUUAUGGAUCCAAGGUUACAAGGAAAAUUCGACAUCAACUUGGCUUGGAAAGUAGUGGAGAUUGCUAUGUCCUGUACGCGAUCGACGGCUAUUCAAAGGCCAGACAUAAAUGAUGUAUUGGCAGAUUUGAAGGAGUCUUUGGUGAACAAGUCAAGUGGUUCCCUUGAAAUGAGCUACUUGAAUCUCCAAUUCGACAGUGCCCCUGUGGCAAGGUAG